Messenger RNA from Ilex paraguariensis (yerba mate), 252 nucleotides. Lineage: Eukaryota; Viridiplantae; Streptophyta; Magnoliopsida; Aquifoliales; Aquifoliaceae. The record is from the annotation of a GenBank genome assembly.
AUGGGAGCAGUAUUUCUCGAAAAAGAAGCCGUAACUGCUCUAUGUGGGAUUAGAGUCAUUUGGGUUGCACCAGCCAUGAGAAAGAAACGCAUAGCCAGCCAACUGUUGGAUGCUGCAAGGAUAAGUUUCUGCAAGGGUUUUGCACUGAAGACAUCUCAGCUGGCAUUCUCUGAUCCAACCUCUUCUGGAAAGGCAUUGGCAUCAAGAUACUGUGGCACGGCUGCCUUUUUAGCCUACAAAACUUUUAUUUGA